UAUCAUAAUAUUUAAAUACAAUAUCCUCAUACAGAUCCUAAAGGGGAAUGCAAUAUGGUUUCCUCAAGAUUUCUCUCUCUCCUUUUUCCCCUUCUUUUACUCAUCGCUACUCGUCAAGCCUUUGCUCAAGAAGACUGGCUAGCUUAUCAAAGCCACUUGUGUUCAAACAACGAAGGCAACUACACCACCAAUAGUACCUACCACAGAAACCUCAACACCCUUCUCUCCUCCCUUCCCUCCAACAACACCGGUAACGGCUAUGGCUUUUACAAUUCAUCCUACGGCCAGAGCUCCGACAACAACCAAGUUUAUGCAAUUGCACUUUGCUAUAUGGUCAAUAUUGACGACCCUGGUUGCCGCAAUUGCCUUAAUGUCUCUAGGUACGCUCUCAUUGAGCUCUGUCCUAAUCAGAAGGAAGCUAUGUUUUUCAACCACGGUUGUAUGUUACGCUACUCAAAUCGUUUGAUAUAUGGCACCAUGGAAACUACGCCUUCUCUCUGUAUGUCGAACACACAAGACGUACCGCCUUCCACCGUCAACGAAUUCUUUCAAAAGCUUAGAGAGUUGUUAGUGAGCUUAAGAAGUGAAACUGCAGCUGCUGGUUCUCUUCGUAAGUUUGCAUAUGGAAACACAAGCGGUGAAAAUAUCCAAACAAUAUACGGUCUUACGCAGUGCACGCCAGACUUGUCCGAGCAAGAGUGCAAUGAUUGCUUAAUUGGUGCUGUUGGAAAUUUGUGUAGUAAUGGGAAAAUAGGUGGGAGAGUUAUUAGACCCAGCUGUUACUUUCUGUAUGAGGUUUACCCCUACAUUAACGUUUCAGCUGUCAAGCCACUGCCAUCUCUACCAAGCCCACCGUUAUCAUCACCACCAAUAUCUCCUCCUCCGCCUUCAACAACCAGGAAUUCAGAAGGAUCCAACAGAUCUCGGAAUGUCGUGAUUAUUGUUGUGUCAAUCGUUGUUUCUCUGCUACUAAUUAUAUCCAUCUGCAUUUGUUUGAGAGUGAGGAAGACAAAGGGAAAGCUUGAAAUACUUCCAGCCGAAGAUGUAGAUGAAAUUGGAAAUGCAGAAUCCUUUCAAAUGGACUUUGGCACCAUUAGAUUAGCCACAGAUGACUUUUCUGAAGUUAAUAAACUCGGACAAGGCGGAUUUGGCUCUGUUUACAAGGGUAGACUUUUCAAUGGAGAAAAUAUAGCAGUGAAAAGACUUUGUAUGAAUUCUGGACAAGGAGAUAAAGAAUUUCAAAAUGAGGUCUUGUUAGUGGCCAGGCUUCAACAUCGAAAUUUAGUUAGGCUCUUAGGUUUCUGCUUGGAAGGACAAGAGAGGCUUCUUGUCUACGAAUUUGUCUCUAAUGCAAGUCUCGAUCGUAUCAUAUUUGACCCAAUCAAGCGUGCAGAGUUGGAUUGGGACAGACGAUACAAAAUUAUAGUAGGCAUUACUCGGGGGCUCCUUUAUCUUCAUGAAGAUUCUCGUCUUAGAAUUAUUCAUCGUGAUCUCAAAGUUAGUAACAUCUUGAUAGAUGGUGAAAUGAACCCCAAAAUUGCAGACUUUGGCAUGGCAAGAUUGUUCGUGCCUGAUCAAACCCAGGCCAAUACCAAUCGAGUUGUGGGGACCUACGGAUACAUGGCUCCAGAGUAUGCAAUGCACGGGCACUUUUCAGUUAAGUCUGAUGUCUAUAGUUUUGGUGUGUUAACUUUGGAGAUAAUAAGUGGACAGAAAAUUAGUGAUUUUCAGCAUGGAGAGAACGUGGAGGAUCUUAUAAGCUAUGCAUGGAAGAAUUGGGUUAAAGGGACAGCUUCAAAUCUAAUAGAUCCCACACUGAGGAUUGGUUCAAGAAGUGAAAUGAUGAGAUGCAUCCACAUUGGAUUAUUAUGUGUGCAAGAAAAUGCAGCUGAUAGGCCAACCAUGGCUUCAAUUAUUGUCAUGCUGAAUAGCUACUCUCUCGUUCUUCCAGUGCCCUCACCGCCAUCGUUUGUUAUGCACAGCAACACUGAAUUCAAAACUUCUUUAGGGGCAUUGGACUCUAAUUCAGAUGAUCAAUCACAAACCAACUCUACGAAAGUGUCGGUGAAUGAGACUUCUAUUAGUGACCUAUACCCUCGCUAGCAAGUGUUAGCUUGUGUGUGAAAGCUUGGAGGUGUGAAAGCAGGAAAUAUUGACUUGACUUGUGGAGAAUUGUGGAGACUUGUGGAGACUGCAGCUGCAAGUUCCAGGCUUUGGAAACCAAAUAUGAUUAAUGGCACCAGCGGCCUUCCUACUUUACAAGGCAAUAACAAAUAAAUAAAUGAACUUUCAAAUUCCUUGACUUAAAGUCACUGUUUUGUUCUAUAUUCUUUCAGGGUAGGUUAUUUAAUGGAUAAUAUAUAGCAGUGAAAAGGCUCUCUGUCAAUUCUGGACAAGGAGAUUUAGAAUUUAAAAAUGAAGUCUUGUUGGUGGCCAAGCUUCAACACCGAAAUUUAGUUA
Prunus avium (sweet cherry) is the source of this 2460-nucleotide messenger RNA. RefSeq names its product cysteine-rich receptor-like protein kinase 6. Gene Ontology annotation, biological process: protein phosphorylation. Lineage: Eukaryota; Viridiplantae; Streptophyta; Magnoliopsida; Rosales; Rosaceae. Gene Ontology annotation, molecular function: protein serine/threonine kinase activity; ATP binding. Gene Ontology annotation, cellular component: plasma membrane. The record is from RefSeq and is a predicted model, not a curated record.